CCUCUUUACAAAAACAACCCACCUUCAUAAAUGCAUACGAUUUGCCAUGUUUCGUCGCCAUCGAAGCACCGUCCCCGUCGCCUACCAGCGCGGCAUCCACCACCAGCAGAGCGUGCUGAAUGCUGUACAAGAAAUCCGCGAGCGCCUGAGCUACGUGUCCGGCCUUUCCGCAUCCCACAACGAUGCCAAAGCGUUGGUGGCCAACGCGCUGCAGCCCCCGCUUUUGUCCAGCAACAAUCUCUUCUUCCACAAUGAACGAACGUUAACGGUGCACGAGGCUGCACUACUAAGCUCCAGCGUAGAGCGACGCUCAAAGGGAGAACCGCUGGCUUACGUUAUCGGAAGGAAGGAGUUCUGGUCUUUAGAGUUUAAAGUGACUAGUGAUACCCUCAUCCCUCGCAGUGACAGUGAAGUGCUAAUUGAAACGUUGGUGGAUCAGUUUCACUCGGAGACGCCAUUGCGGAUUCUGGAUAUUGGCACGGGGUCGGGAUGUUUAUUACUGUCGGCUUUGUCCGAGUUUCCUCGUGCUACGGGGGUUGGAAUUGACAUUAGCCCUGGGGCACUUACAGUUGCGAAGCAGAAUGCUCAAUCUAACGAUUUGGACGGACGAGCGAAAUUUCUACAUCGAGAUCUGAAAACGCUACCGGGACUUCGAAGUGAUGCGGCUGGAGCCGAGACGCUGUAUCGGCGCUUCGAUGUGAUUUUGUGUAACCCGCCGUAUAUCCCGAGCCGGGAAGUCGAUCUAGUAGGACGCGACGUGCUCCAGUAUGAACCACAUCGUGCGCUGUUUGCUGGUGGCUCGCCAACUGCUGAUGAUAGCGAAAUGGAUCCGGAGGGACUGCGGAUGUAUCGCUUGCUGUACGAGAGUGUCGACAAGCUGUUUAGAAACGGAAGUUGGGAUGCUGGAAAUGCUGGAAAAUUGAGGAAACACUGCCUACUCAUGGAGAUUGGCUCGGAAGACCAGGCUCGAGCAGUCCAGAAACUAUUUACUAGCAGAACCAAAUCAAGAUUUCCACAGAUUGAAGGAAGCAAGAGCUCACCGCUACACUUUGAGCGCUUCUUAUUCGAUGCAAGCGGGAAAUAUCGGGGCCUGCUCUUUGUGAAAUGAUAUUUGAAUUGAUCAUUUUUCAGUCGAUUGUCAUUUUUUCCCAAUUGAAGCCUGUAACUCAUUAAAGAUCACGGUCGGUGUGAGCGCUAUCAUCACUUUUUCACGCUGCUUGACGUAUUGACUAGUCCGACGUUCUAUCAUCUUUAAGGGCACGACGUGCUCAGCAUUGUACGCAUCGCC
Molecule: messenger RNA, 1288 nt
Organism: Phytophthora nicotianae INRA-310
Lineage: Eukaryota; Oomycota; Peronosporomycetes; Peronosporales; Peronosporaceae
Exons: 2
Coding region: 47-1108 (353 amino acids)
Biological process (GO): protein methylation
Cellular component (GO): mitochondrion
Molecular function (GO): nucleic acid binding; protein methyltransferase activity
Source: RefSeq, a predicted model, not a curated record